GCUCGAUUGUUUGCUGGAGAUGGAGCUGGUGGCGGAUGGCACCCUACGCACAAUCCUGGCCACAGCUUCCUGCUCGUUGUUGAUUCCAGACAGAACACCGGAAGCAAGCAGUGCGUCCUCUUCUGCUGCUUGAUGGCGCUUACUUGGCUUCUUGUGUUUAAGUAAAUCCUUCAGCUCCUCUGGUCGAUUCAACUCGGCGAUUUCAGCCUGCUCUCGCGCAGCUUGGCGAGCAGCUUCUCUCUGAGCCUUAGCUUGCGCUACACGCUGUGCUUGAUAGUAAGCUCUCAUCUGCUCUCGGCCGCUACGACGAAGCUGGCUCAAGCGACGAUCACGCGCAAUCUCUUUCCAGCGGUAGAAGUAUCUGACUGAUAAACUGUAGACGCGAAACUUUUGUGCUUCUGCGAGUGCUUGGUCUUCUUCCUCCUUUUGUCUCCUGGCUUCUUCAUCCUUGACGUAUUUUCGAUACACGCCUUGUAGUAUAUUAUCCAACAUAAAUGCUUGGAAUUCGUCCAUGAGUCCGCCAUCGCCAGUUACGAACCAUCUGGUAAAGUCACCCAAGAGGUCACGAGGUGGCGAUGGUGGUUCAGGAGAGGGGAUGGGCUCCUUUGCUAUUUGGGUAGUUGCUGGGGUUGUUGAGAGUUGGAAACCAUCACCGUUUGAUGCAGGAUGGGACAAAGAUGAAGUUCCAAUCGACGGGAACGAGAAUUGAGGUGUUGAUGUGGUCGGGGGUUGUGUGUCAAAAAUGCCCGUCGCUGGCUUGCUUUGUUCUCCAGUUAACGUAGGUGUUUUGUCCAGGUUGAAAGGUGUUGAAGGUAUCGUCGCUUGCGAUGUGGCACUGCUGUCGCUUGGUGUAGUUGGUUUUUGAGGUUGUGUUACGGUAGUAAAGGGACUUGAGGACAGUUGAGGCGUUGGUGGCAAUAUGUUGAUGCUAGGUUGCUUCGCGGGUUGUGCUGAGGAGAUGGUGGGAGCAUGGAGCUGUGGCUUGUCUGCUGUUAUCCCUUUGCUAGAAGUGUUCUCUGUUGAGGCAGCCGCCGGAGUGGCUGGUAGAGAGGAGAAGGUCGUUCCUGUUGCCGUAUCUUUCUCACUGGAGGCAGAAAACCGACUGAAUGGACUGCUCUGUGCCUGCUCACCCGAAGUGGUUGGUGGCUUGAAAGAAGAGGCAAACGGGUUCAGUACUGGCCUGUUUCCAGAUCCAGGCAGCUGCUCAGGGGUAAGUGCCGGCAGAUGAGAAACAUUGCCAACGGAGGAUGGCGUAAAUGCAGAUGUUGUGGGUGCGAAGGGGUUGACAGCAGGCCGCUUGGCUGUCGAAGCCAAGCCAGAUGCGAAUGGGGUUUUCUGAGGUGGUGUUUGUUGCGAACCAGAAGCACUAAUCAAGGCGGUUCCGUUGAUUGUAGUCCCUAAGCGAAUACAAACGUCAGAACCAGUGGUUUAGGCGUGUCUUUGCCAGA
This is a messenger RNA of Fusarium odoratissimum NRRL 54006, 1448 nucleotides long. RefSeq lists its product as uncharacterized. The record is from RefSeq and is a predicted model, not a curated record. The transcript has a single exon. Bases 920 to 1228 code for a protein of 102 amino acids. Lineage: Eukaryota; Fungi; Ascomycota; Sordariomycetes; Hypocreales; Nectriaceae.